Pelodiscus sinensis (Chinese soft-shelled turtle) is the source of this 12184-nucleotide messenger RNA. Lineage: Eukaryota; Metazoa; Chordata; Testudines; Trionychidae. The record is from RefSeq and is a predicted model, not a curated record.
CGAGGCGUGUAGCAACUUCAGCAGAAGCAUCUUAGAAUGCCACCCCUUUCCUCACUCAGGGAUUGAACAAAGCACAGUGGAGAAAGACUAGAUAUUAUCAUUAACACAAGCCACUACAGGCUACCACUGCAUCUGCCUCCUCACCUUGAGAAGAAUAACCUGUUGAAUUGGCUAGGAGCGAUUGCCGUGGAGAAGGGAGCUAGAUUUCCUGGGACAACAGGGGAUCCGAGGGGCUGCUCCAAAGCUAUGCUGUGGGGAGGGGGAAUCGGUACUCCUGCUGGCUGCAGCCCAUCUGGUUGGGCCAGAGUGUAAAUUGGUUUGCUUUGAGGUGGAGGGGAGAGAGGAAGUGGUUCGUCUGCUUUUGCUCGGGCUUUUCCCAGGAUGGCUUCACUCUUUCGGCACUUGCGGAUCCUGCUGUGGAAAAACUGGCUGAGCGUCAGGAGGCAACCACUUUGGUCGCUCACUUUAAUUUCCUGGCCGUUGGUUGUUUUUAUAAUCCUGGCUAUUGUCCGAAUCAAAUUCCCUCCAGAACCACAACCGAACUGUUAUCUAGCGCCUCGGAACCUCCCCAGUGCCGGUUUGUUCCCCUUCCUGCAAACCGUGCUCUGCGACUCAGAUGCCAAGUGCAAGGCCACGCCGUACACACCAGAAGAUCUGCUACCAAGACUCCUUGGCAGCUCCCCAAUCAGACGAAAGGAGAAAAGAUCAUCUAACUUGGGGGAGGCCGUCCAUCCAUCACCGCCUAGUGCCAAGGUUCCAAAAAACAGGAAUGCUUCACGAGCAUUAUCGGAUUCAAUAGCGAACUUGGAAAAAACCUUGGAAGAUAUUUCAUCACCAUCCAACUCGACCUCCAGAAUAAAUAUGCUCAACAAAAUUCUAAGUUUUGGGAAGGUUCAGACACAGGACUCCUCACCAGAGAACCUCAAAAUGGUUAUUUGUGAGAUCAUGUCACCAUAUCUGGCUUCGUCCAAUCUCUCCAGGAAAAGCAUGGGAGCACACAUUCACAGGACAUUUUGUUUCACCAACACGUCUCUUUUGGAGUCCUUUUUCCAAGCGUUCAGGAGUCAGAUCUCUCAGUUGCAACAGGACCCUCCGUACCAGGUGACGUUUGUCAAAGAAACGGUCUCGUUCCUGUCACUCCUCUCACGAGUGCAGAACGAAAAGUCUUUGUGGCGCUUCCUCCUGAUGGCCCCAGACAUGAUCCGAGGCAGCCUGGGAAUGAAGGACAAACAUUAUUUUCUUCAAAACCCAAGCAGUGCUCUGCGGGCACCUCCAAAGGUUUCUCCACCAGUCAUAAGUAAUGAAACUAUCCAGAACAGGGUUGUGUGUCUUGUGUAUUCCCUGAUCUAUCCAGAACAAGGCAAAACUAACAGCUCAACAAUGGCUGAUAUUUGCAAUCUCUCUAUUAACCGGAAAGACAAACAAAGUUUGGUAUCUCAGAUGGAAGAAGUUUGGAGAAAAAGCAAAUUACUGGAGUUUGAUGGAGAAGACUUCAUAAGAGCUACUUUCUCAAAGUAUUUAAAAAUCAUACAAAAGUCCCUACAACUUUUAAAAGGCUUCCAACAAAAUUUGAAUAGAAACAAAUUAGAAAAUGUAAAGCCAUUCACUGAUGUUGAGAACGGAACCAUUCAGCGAUUGCAUAACAUUCUGAAGUUGGGAAUGAAUAUCUUCUAUGACUAUAAAUUAAGGAAACCAUUAAGUAAGGAAACAAUUGAUGAAGUCUAUAACGUCACAUCUCUUCUACUUCUCAAAGAUUUUAAUGGGACUUCUGUUUUCAAUGUAGCAGCACAUUGGAAUGAAAUUCAAAGAACGUUUAAAUUAGCUACAGUGAUAUGGGAUCUAGCAUUUUUAAAUAAGACGCAUUUUAAUACAAGUAAGACAUGGGAUGUUAUCAAAAUGAAGAUAUCUCAUAAGUUUUCAUCAUUGCCUGAAGACAUAAAACACUGCCUCAGUGUAAUGCAAGAAAUCCCAUCUUUGUUUUCAGGUUCCUUUCUUGAACCUACUGUCGGUGAAAUCUUUCAGGAGCAGUUCAAUACUUUCCAGAGAAUCUUUCUUAGUAUGAAGAAUACGAAUAUGAGUUACUGCUAUCCACUGGGAAUUGUUUUUGAACUUUCACGGGCAAUCCAAAAUUCCAUCCCCGAAGACCUGUGGAAGGAGCUGAAUAUCUAUUGGCAGAUUUUCGAAAAACUGAGGUCCACAAAAUGGAAGAACGCUGAUACCCUGCACAGCUGUUUACACUCACUGAAUAAUGCUUCGGGUGCUCUUUUCAAUACAGAAUUGGAACAACUAACAGAAUUUGCAACCCACAUGUUACAAGAGCAUGGUAGCGAAGCCUCCAAAGUGGCCAAUAUCUCAAUGGCCAUAGAAGCCAUCCAAAAAACCAUGGAUAUAUUAAAAGAUUUGCAGCAAAAGAUUGAUAUCAGUACAUUAGAAACUAUUCAUCGACUUUUUAAUUUUGGCAAAAACAACACUGGUAGAUUGAUGGAAAUAUUGAGAGCUGGCAUGAAAAUCCUUUAUGACACCAAAUUGAGUGAUGUAUCCAACAAGGACAAAAUUAAUGCGGUCUAUAAUUUCUCACAGCUGCUCCUUCAAAAAGAGUUUAACAAGACUUCCUUACAGUACAAGACUUCACUGGAAGGAAAAGUGUUGGAUCUCUUGCAUUUAAUCUUGAGUCCCUUCCUAGCAGAAAAUAAUACUCAGAAUGAAAAGCCACAGAACUGCUCUAUCCAAAACGUUCUCCACAUAACACUUCAGAUGUUCCUUAAAAAUACCACACUCGAUGAGUCCUUACCAGGAAACCAUUGCAAACACCUGUUUACUUCCAUGGAUACUCAGACCAGAGCUAUGGAAAAUCAAACAUUUACUGAAUUGUUUCAACUUGCCAUCAUAAACCUAGAGCAGACUCCAGAAUUUGCCAGCAUCUACAGAAACAACAGUGAAUAUUUCUCGAAUGAGCUGUCUUGUAUCAUCCAGUCAUUACAGUUUGCUUCUAAUUUUCUUUCAAAAUUAAACACUGUCUCCAACCUUAAGCAUCACUGGAUCGAAGAAAAGUAUCAGACUCUGACAGCCAUCUCUAAGGAGCUGCCCUUGAAUAAGGUGACCUGCCUAAUUCCAGCCUUUCAGACUAUGGAUAGUGUAUUUAAAUCUUAUCCUUUAAACAUUUUGGUGCCUAUUAUUUUGAAUGAAACAGACUGGAAGUCACUAAAUAUCUCUGGCAGUUCAUUGGACUGGAUUGGGUUGCCUCUGUUUUCCAGUCUACGGCCAGUUGUUCCCCGGUGGAAUGCCAGGAUAUAUGAAGUGUUACAGAUGAUCCAAAACAACUCCAGCCAGUCUGAAUGGGGAUAUUUCUCAAGAUUCUGGAAAAGCAUUGGCAAUCUGACAGUCACCAAAUGGAACCUGACAGAAGUGAAACUCCUGGAAAUGAUGACAAAAACUUUCAAUGUUGUUGACAUUGGAUUAGCUGCCAAGAAAUCAAAAGCACACCAGUUCCUUUAUAAGUCUAACUUGGGAAUGAAACCCUCAUAUUUGGAAGAUAUAUUUAGUGUGCUAAAACUCUUCCUCAACACAACUUCUGCCACAAACCACAAUCCAGUCUCAGAGAGGCUGUUUAAAAGUUUUGCUCCCCCAAGCGAGGCCCCUGCUGAAAGACGUCUCUUUAUGAAUCUCUAUUCAGGGGAAACACAACGUUUUUUAAACUUAUCUAGCGUAAUUUGGUAUCGAUACAUUUUAAAUGACCAGCUUUUAUCCCUCCAAAAACUCCUUGCUUACAAGGCAAAGGUGUACACAACUCAAUAUUACCUACUGAUGUCUUCCCUGUCUAAACAAAUGCAGCUUUUCCGAAAUUCCACUCAGGGGAAUGAGUUCACUAGUUACAGGCGCAUUGCUGAAAUAUUAGGGUCCACAGAAUGGAACAGUACAGAUGUGAUUGCCUCUGAGUCCCUUUUCGACGCCUUGCAAAAACAGUUACAGACAGUGGGAAAAAAUUCAGGUCUCCCUUUCAGUAACAAACUGGAGCAGUGGAUGAAACUUGCAUCCCAAGCGUAUCAUGGAGCAGACUCCAGAGAACCCAGUUUCUCAAAGUUUUUGCAAGCAGUACAAAGGGGCAUCUUCAUUUUAAAUGACGUCCAAGAAAAGUUUAAUGUCAGUGGACUGAAGGCUGUUGAUCGGCUGAUGAAUUUCGACAAUAACUCCAUCCAGAGAUUGCCUAAAAUAUUGUGGAUAGGAUUGAAAAUCCUUUAUGACACCAGAUUGGGCGAAGCAUCCCAUAAAGAAAAAAUAGCUGUGGUCUAUAAUUUCUCACACCUACUACUUCGAAGGGAACUCAACCAGCCUUCUUUACACCCCGAUACUUCAUUAGAAGCAAAAGUGUUGGAUUUCUUGCAGCUAGCCCUGAGUCCCUUCCUAGCAGAAAGUAAUACUCAGAAUGAAAAGCCACAGAACUGCUCUGUCCAAGACUUUCUUCACAUAACACUUCAGACGUUCCUUAAAAAUACCACACUUAGUGAGUCCUUACUAGGAAGCCAUUGUGAACGCCUGUUUACUUCCAUGGACAUGCACACCAGAACCAUGGAAAAUCAAACAUUUACUGAAUUGUUUCAACUUGCUAUCAGAAACCUAGAGCGGACUCCAGAAUUUGCCAGCAUCUACAGAAACAAUAGUGAAUAUCUGUCAAGUGAAUUGUCAUGUAUUGUCCAGUCAUUACAGUUUGCUUCUCGUUUUCUUUCAACCUUAAAUACUAUCUUUCACGUUAAAAAUCCUUGGAUAGAAGAAAAGUACCAAACAUUGACAGCCGUCUCUAAAGAACUGUCCCACAGUAAGGUAACCUGCCCACUGCCAGCUUUUCAGCAUAUGGACAGAGUAUUUAAAUCCCAUCCUUUAAGCUGUUUGAUUGCUUCCAUCUUGAACGCGAUGGACAUGAAUUCACAAAAUUUGUCUAGGAGCUCAGUGGAUUGGAAGAACUUGUUCGUUCCCUGGAUUGGUACCCAGUGGAACUCCAGACUGUAUGAACUACUACCGAUGGUCCGUAGUUCCCCCAGCCCCUCUGAAUGGAAUAAUUUCUUCAGUAUCUGGGAAAAAGUUGACAAGUUGCUAGGCACCAAAUGGAAUCUGACCAAACCAGUGGGGUAUGGAAAGCUGCUGGAAGUGAUGAAAAGGGAUCUGGCUGACAGCCAAUCCGCACCAAUAGAUGCCGCUCAUGUUAAGAAACUGAACUUUUCUGAUCGGCUAGCCUUAUUGAAAAUGGAUCGCAGUCCAGAGUCUGUCUCUACUAGAGCCAAUUUUGAUGGUGUAUUGGGCAGCAUGGCUCAUCCUUUCCGUGUUAUAGCAGAAACCUUUUUCAAUAAAGCCCUCACUCGGAAUGAAGGCAAACAAACCCUGUCUCCUACCAACUUGAUCGCCCAGUUUCUGUUUUUAGAAUUGGAAAAAGCCAUCUUACAGGUGUCCUCCAAUAACAUCUACAAACCUUACCUGACCUGUUUAAUGAAUGUGAGUGGCAGCCAAGAUAGUGAGUUGUCAGAAACGGUAGCGCUUCUCCUGAACCGCACUCGGCUGAAGGAUGCUCCUUUCAAUCUAAGUGACACCGCUGGGAGACAUGCUUCUAUUCCAGAGAUCCUACAGGUCAAAACAUCGCGCCUCCGAAGCCUGAUAAAGCUUCUUUGUGACUACCAGAGCUUUAAAUCACUGCAGCGUAUGUGUCAGCUCCCGACGGUGCGCUUUGAAGCACUGUGUGAGCAGAGUCAAUUUCACGAGCAGCUCCUUCACAGCAUUGAGUUAAGCAGUCACCUUGUGACAAAUGUCGUGAAUCACAACAGGGUUGCGCGAGAACUUCAAGAUGUACUGAUCGGGGAUCCCACAAAAAUCCAGUCACAAAUGAGUUGGUUUCAAAAAACUAUACCGCAAAUUGAUUAUUUUCGAGAUAUCUCUCGGCAUAUGGCUAUGAUAAGUUCCCUGAUGAAUACCACUGAGAAUGCAACAGUUUCUACUAAACAAGAAACGUUAAUGGCGGUGUUUAAAAAUGUCACCCAGCUCAAAGAGGAGCUCAGAAAUAAAGCUGGAAUGUCCCCAGCAAGUGUCAAAGCCCUGGUGGAAACCCCUCUCCCAGAAAACAUAACGCAGCUCAUUUCUCAGCUUCUCCAGCUGGAGUCAUGUGACAUCCGUUCCAUCGACCCAAAGCUAGAACCAGUUGUGAGGAAAUUCUGCAACCUGUCACUUCCAGAAAGGGCCCGUCAAUCUUAUGUCCUGGGGGUCAUACUUUUACGUCACCUGGACAUUUACACCUUUCUCUACAAGAUGUUUUUCCCCAAAGAGCUACAAAAAUCAAUGGACAAGACGUUAGGCCUCCUCAAAGAGAUGGAGCAUUUCAGGGACCAGGUGGCAUCUGACCUGCACCCACUGAUAGAUGCGAUUAAUUCAUUCAGAAACCUACAGCGGUCUCGAAAGGUGCCCCUCUCCAAGGCAUUGUUUAAAACAACCAACCAAACAGGAACUCAUGGAUCAUUUAAGGCCAUUUCGAAAGCUCUCUGCAACGAGGAAAUCACACCCUUGUUUUUUGAAUCCUUGCUUCCUAAUUUUGGAAAUCCCCCAAGUCCGGGUGCUUCUAUCCAGGAUGAAAAUGUGCAGAAGAUCAUGAGGAAAUACGGCAUCCCCCAGGAUUCCACUCCAUUCUGUUUAUCCUUUUAUCUGGAUUUGGUCAGCACCUCUACCGGAGCUUUAAUAUGGUCUUUCCUCAAACCUAUGCUGCUCGGGAAGAUUCUGUACACACCAGACACCCCGGAAACUCGAGCAAUCAUGGAAAAGUCUAAUGCAACCCUGAAGCAGAUGGCUGAUCUGAUGCAAAAGUCCCAGGAAUGGCUGGACAAGUCGCCGUUGAUCAUGAGUUCACUGACUACCUUAAACCAAACCAUUCCAGUAGUCAAGAAUACCCUGCAGAAUCCAUUCGUGCAAGUUUUUAUCAAACUCAUGGUGGAGCUGGAUGCUCGUGAGCUGCUGAGCCAAAUAAAUGAACUGGACGAUAUAAGGUUGGAGUUGCAGAACAACGCCGACAUCAUCAAUCAGCUGAACAUACUAUCUAACCUGGCAGUAAAUGUUUCCUCCUGCGUGUUGUUUGAUCGCAUUCGGGUGGCAAAAACCAGAGAGGAGCUGGAAACAGAAGCCAAAGAGCUGUUUCUGAAGAAUGAACUCUUUGGAAGUGUCAUUUUCACGCUACCGUCAAACAGCACCAGAUGGAGGAGAGCAGCUCCCGGCAGUCUCUCCCUUCCACCGUUGGUCAAUUAUACUCUCCGAAUGAGCAGCAGGAUUUCCCAAACGACCAAUAGGAUCAGGGAGAGGAUCUGGACCGUGGGCCCACAUAAUUCGGCCUCUCAGAGCCAGAUCUACAGCCGAGCCUUUAUCUAUAUCCAGGACAGCAUUGAGAGAGCGAUCAUUGAGUUACAGACCGGGAAGAGUCCACAGGAAAUAGCUGUCCAAGUCCAGGCGACUCCCUACCCCUGUUACAAUAAGGAUAGGUUCCUGAGUAGUGUCACCUACUCACUUCCCUUUGCUCUCAUGGCUGCCUGGUGCCUGUUUAUAGCUGCUUUUGUGAAGAAGCUCGUUCAAGAGAAAGAUCUCCGGCUUUAUGAGUAUAUGAAGAUGAUGGGUGUCAACUCUAGCAGCCAUUUCAUUGCCUGGUUCAUCGAAUGCGCCACCUUCCUUCUAAUCACAGUCACGUUUCUCAUCGUUAUCCUGAAAGUUGGCAACAUCCUUCCCAAAAUCAACGUGGUGAUCCUGUUCCUGUACCUCAUGGACUACAGCCUCUCCAUCAUAGCCAUGUGCUACCUCAUCAGCGUCUUCUUCAACAACACCAACAUUGCCGCUUUGGUUGGCAGCCUCAUAUACAGUCUUACCUUUUCUCCCUUCAUUGUGCUGCUGGUAAUUGAGAACCAUCUGAGCUUCUCGGUGAAGAGUCUCAUGAGCCUGUUGUCCCCUACUGCAUUCAGUUAUGCUAGUCAAUACAUUGCUCGUUAUGAGGAACAGGGUACAGGUCUGCAAUGGGACAAUCUGUAUAGCUCACCAAUGGCUGGCGACAAUACUUCUUUUGGCUGGAUGUGCUGGUUAAUUUUGAUAGACUCUGUCAUCUAUUUCCUUCUGGGCUGGUACAUUAGAAACGUUUUCCCAGGAAAAUAUGGCAUGGCUUCCCCGUGGUAUUUCCCAUUGCUCCCAUCCUACUGGGCCGAGCACUACGGUUACAUGCCAUUAUGGGAUGAGAAAAGAUGCAACCUCCUCUUCGCCAAACUCUUGCUGAGGAAGCAGGUUGAAGUCACCAAAAAGAUGUAUGUCAAAAGUGCCCUUCCUCCUACCCUCGAGCCUGACCCCCCCAACCUCACCGUGGGAGUGUCUCUUCAUGGAAUAAUGAAGACCUAUGGCUCCAAAGCUGCCGUGGAGAACCUCAGCCUGAACUUCUAUGAAGAAAACAUCACCUCCUUGCUGGGGCACAAUGGAGCUGGGAAAACAACAACAAUAUCUAUUUUGACGGGGCUGUUUCCUGCGUCAUCAGGCACGAUAUGUGUUUAUGGCAAAGAUAUCCGGACAGAUCAGGACCUCAUCCGGAAGAACAUGGGUGUCUGUAUGCAGCACAACGUGCUCUUUAGCUACCUCACGGCCACGGAACACUUGCUGCUCUACGGCCACAUCAAAAUCCCGCACUGCAGUGAGCAGAAGCUAGACGAGGAAGUGAAAAGGACUCUGAAGGAUACCGGCUUGUACAACCAUCGUCACAAGUUAGCCGGCGCUCUGUCGGGAGGGAUGAAAAGAAAGCUGUCUAUAUCAAUAGCUCUCCUUGGUGGAUCACGGGUCGUGAUCUUGGAUGAACCAACCACUGGAGUGGAUCCAUGUUCUCGGAGGAGUAUUUGGGAGAUUAUAUCGAAAAAUAAAAAAGGCCGGACAAUUAUUCUCUCGACCCAUCACUUGGACGAAGCAGAAGUUUUGAGUGACCGAAUCGCUUUCCUGGAACAGGGAGGACUCAAAUGCUGUGGAUCUCCGUUCUACCUCAAAGAAACCUUUGGUGAUGGAUACCACCUGACUCUCACCAAGAAGAAGUGUCCGAACCAGCACCUGACAGAGGAGUGCGACACUGCGGCGGUGACCUCCCUGAUCCAGUCCCACCUGCCAGCAGCUUAUCUCAAGGAAGACGUCGGUGGAGAGCUUGUAUAUGUGCUUCCGCCGUUCAACUCUGGAGUCUCUGGAGCAUAUCAGUCUCUGCUGAGGGUUUUAGAUUCCGGCCUGAGCGAUCUCCACAUUGGCUGCUAUGGCAUUUCAGACUCCACUGUGGAAGAGGUAUUUCUUAACUUGACUAAGGACCUGGAGAAAGAUAAACAGCAUGAACCUGGGUUGUCCCAGCAAGUGCCUCAGCCCACUAAUCUAAUGGACAGCAAGGAGAUGUCUGUGAGCAUUGACAGCUUCACAGAAAGAGACGACCAAGGCCUGGUGAGAUCAAAAAGGGUGACCGGUUUGCCGCUGCUGCUCAAGAAGAUGAUGGCCGUUUUCAUGAAGAGGUUCCACCACACCCGACGGAAUUUGAAAGGCUUUUUAACGCAGGUCGUCCUCCCAGUGGUCUUUGUGACAGUAUCCAUGGGCCUCAGCACUUUGAGAACAGAGGUGGCUGAAUACCCAGCGCUCCACCUUUCUCCCUCGCUGUAUGGUUCAUCUGGGCAGGCAGAUUUCUUUGCGAAUUUUAACGAGACCACCGAUGAGUUAGUGGCGUCAAUGCUUUCUUUCCCUGGAACAGAUAACACCUGCUUGAAUGAAAGCAAUUUGGGGUGUUUGAAGGAUGACAUGCUGGGCCCGUGGGUAUUCCGUGGGAACCAGAGCACGAGAUACUCCGCGUGUAACUGCACAGACAGCAGCCAGACAUGCCUAAAUUAUGACUUCUCCCCACCUCACAAAAGGACUUUUUCCUCUCGGCUGGUUUAUAACCUGACGGGGCACGAUGUGGAAACGUACCUUCUCGCCACUGCCAAAGAGUUCAUCCAGAAAAGAUACGGCGGCUGGAGCUUCGGGUUGCCCUUACCGACUGAGCUCAAGUUUGAUAUCACUCCAGUGCCGGCUAACAGAACGCUAACUAAGGUGUGGUAUAACCCAGAGGGAUAUCACAGCCUUCCAGCCUACCUCAACAGCCUCAACAACUUCAUUCUUAGAGCAAAUGUGCCGAAAAAUAAGUCUUCCGAAUACGGUAUUUCCGUUGUGAGUCACCCUUAUCCCGGAGGGCAGUGUAAAGAACAAGUCAUGCUCAGUAGCUUACUUGACAUCCUAGUCUCCAUGUCUAUCUUGAUUGGCUACUCCAUCACCACAGCCAGCUUUGUGCUGUACGUGGUAAAAGAACAUCAAACCAAAGCGAAGCAACUGCAGCAUAUUUCAGGCAUUAGUGUGACCAUCUAUUGGGUGACUAACUUCAUCUACGAUCUGGCUCUUUUCACGGUCCCGGUCACACUCUCAAUAGGCGUUAUUUCAGCUUUCCAAAUACCUGCUUUCUUCAAUAAUAAUAACCUACUGGCUGUCUAUCUUCUCAUGAUGAUGUUUGGAUACGCAACGUUUUCGUGGAUGUACUUGCUGGCUGGCAUCUUCAAGGAAACGGGAAUGGCCUUCAUCGUUUAUGUCAGCAUCAACUUGUCCUUUGGCAUUAAUACCAUCAUUACUCACUCGGUGGUGUUUCUGCUUUCCCAAGAAAAGGCUGGUGAUCAGGGCUUGCACGAUCUCGCUGAAAUCUUGAGGCACGUUUUCCUGAUCUUCCCACAAUUCUGCUUUGGCUACGGCUUGAUUGAAUUGUCCCAGCACCAGGCACUAAUGGGCUUCUUGAAAGCUUAUGGUGUGGAUUACCCCAAUAAAACUUUUGAGCUGGACCACAUAAGCUCCAAGCUGCUGGGCAUGUUUAUCCAGGGCACGAUAUUCUUUGCCAUUCGGCUCUUAGUGCGUGACGGGAUGAUUCAGAAAGUCUGGUCUGGUAUAUUAGAGUUCCUGUUCAACAAAGUGCAUGGCAGGCUGCCGCUUCUGCUGCCGGAAGCUGAUGAAGACGAAGAUGUUCAGGCUGAGCGUGAGCGGGUUGAGUCAGGCCAAGCAGACAACGACGUGGUGCAACUGCAGAGCCUCACCAAGAUCUACCAUCUUCCUCUGAGAAGGAUCAUGGCAGUCAAAAACAUCAGCGUUGGGAUCCCAGCAGGCGAGUGCUUCGGGCUGCUUGGUGUGAACGGCGCUGGAAAGACGACCAUCUUUAAAAUGCUCACGGGAGACAUUGGGGCUACCAGCGGAAGACUGCGUGUCCGGGAUCAAACUGGGUCCCUGAGUGACAUUGAUGACACCCACUGGUCACUGUUUGGCUACUGCCCUCAAGAAGAUGCCUUGGAUGACUUGCUGACGGUGGAAGAGCACAUGUACUUCUACGCUCGGCUACACGGCAUCCCAGAGAAACAGAUUAAAGGAAUCGCACUUCAGCUUCUUCAUAGACUUAAUCUGAUGCCAUACAAAGACAGAGUCACCUCCAUGUGCAGCUAUGGCACUAAUAGGAAGUUAUCGACCGCACUGGCCCUCGUCGGGAACCCGUCGAUUCUACUGCUGGAUGAACCAAGCUCUGGAAUGGAUCCUAAUGCUAAACGACACCUUUGGAAAAUCAUCACCGAGGAAGUACAGAACCAAUGUUCAGUAAUCCUCACUUCUCACAGCAUGGAAGAAUGUGAAGCUCUCUGUACCAGGCUGGCGAUUAUGGUGAAUGGGCGUUUCCAGUGCCUUGGCUCUUUGCAGCAUAUUAAGAGCAGGUUUGGAAGAGGCUUCACGGUGAAGAUGCACCUGAUGAGCAGUGCGGUCAGCACGGAGGCUCUGACGGAGUUAAUGCAGUCACACUUUCCAAACACAUGCCUGAAGGACCGGCAUCUCAACACGGUGGAAUACCACGUGCCAGUCUCAGCAGGAGGAGUAGCAAACAUAUUCGAUCUUCUGGAAACCAACAAAAUGGCCUUCAAAAUCAGGCACUUCUCAGUGAGUCAAACCACUCUAGAGGAGGUUUUCAUCAACUUUGCCAAAGACGAAAGCGGUGCUGACAACGCAGAGGCAAGUACAGAUGUAGGCUCAGACGGCUCCAAUGCAAGUUGCCAAGAUAGUCACAUAAAUGCCAUCUGUUAAAGGGAUAUUGUGGUGUUUUAAAAAAUGACAUUUUUCUAAA